Messenger RNA from Misgurnus anguillicaudatus (oriental weatherfish), 1215 nucleotides. It is a transcript of the gene xaf1, whose product is annotated as XIAP associated factor 1. Lineage: Eukaryota; Metazoa; Chordata; Actinopteri; Cypriniformes; Cobitidae. Gene Ontology annotation, molecular function: zinc ion binding. The record is from RefSeq and is a predicted model, not a curated record. Gene Ontology annotation, cellular component: mitochondrion.
GAUAGUGUUUAUGAUAUCUCUUUUAACACACCUGCUGUUGUAAGUUUCAGUUUCACUUUCUGUUCACCAAAAGUAGGAUUUUGUGCCUGACACACACAGUCAGUCAUCACUCUCGAGUGCAACUAUGGAUACAGAAGAAAAUGUUUUAUGUACUCACUGCAAUAAAGAAGUGGCUAAAGCGAACUUUGACCUACAUGAACCGCACUGUCGGAGGUUUCUGUGCCUGUGUCCUGACUGUGACGACACUGUCCCACGAGAGCUACUGGAAGAACAUAAAUCUGAACAACACGCACAGGUAAAAUGUCAGAAGUGCAAUAAAAAAAUGGAACGAAGGCAUCUGUUGGACCACGAGACAAAUGAGUGCUCAGAACGGCUACAGAGCUGUGAGUAUUGUAGUCUAGAGCUGCCUCUGAAAGACCUAUUGAAGCACAGUUUGUCAUGUGGGAGCCGCACAGAGCGCUGCCAUGAUUGUGGCCGUUACGUCCAGUUUAAAGACCAGCUUCAACACACAAACAACUGUUCAAAAACCCACCCAACGUCAAAGAGUUCAAGCUCUGAAGACGAUGAAACUGAUGAUGAGUCCACCUCAAGAUGUUGGAAAUGUCAGCAGUCCAUUCCUUUAGACAGUCUAGACGAGCAUGAGCUGGAGUGCAAAAAUGCCUUACAGUUUAUUAGAAAGGAUGUUGAUUUUGAUGACACUGCAGACUUCUCAUUCUCAAAGUAUCAGAGGGUAAAGAAAGAAAGACAUAUGGAGGAUCUUGAUAAAAUAAGCACCUGUAAACUCUGUCACCUGGCACUUCCUGUUAAGAUUCUUAAAUGGCAUCAGCAAAAAUGUGAAUUAAAUAAACUUCUGAGCCUGGCACAAUGAAGACUUGUGCAAGCAGAACUAUGAAUGGUUGCUGGGAAUACGAUUGAAAACUCAGUAAUCACAAAUGAGGGUGUGACAUCACAAUUGCAAAUAAUAAUUAUAAUAAUAAUAAAAAAAUGACAAUAAUAUUAAACACUUUACAUAAUUACAGUUAAAGGCUAUUGUUUGGUUUCAGUGUGAUAAUAGCCUAAGUUAAGUAACUUAGAUACUGUGUAGGAGAAAUACUACAAGAAGUUUUUUGAAAUAUGCAAUAUGUAUAUAUGUUGUCCUUUUUUUUCACCACUUUGUGCCUGGUAUAUCUGAACAAACUUUAAUUUUGAUUGUGUUGCAAUAAAGAUUUAAAAAGA